Thalassophryne amazonica is the source of this 1590-nucleotide messenger RNA. Its product is annotated as dehydrogenase/reductase SDR family member 13-like. The coding region runs from base 34 to 987 and encodes 317 amino acids. NCBI's taxonomy places the organism in Eukaryota, Metazoa, Chordata, Actinopteri, Batrachoidiformes, Batrachoididae. The record is from RefSeq and is a predicted model, not a curated record. The transcript has 5 exons.
GUGUAAUUUGACUGUGAAGCUGCGCGGACGGAGAUGUCGGUGUUGUUUUUGUCGGUUGCAGCAGCAGUUUGGUUUUAUGUCGCCGUUUAUUAUGUUUUCUUCAGAAGCUCGAGAUGUUGCAGUUCCGCUCAGCUGAACGGGAGGACUGUGAUUGUCACAGGAAGCAACACUGGAAUUGGCAAAGCCACGGCUCUAGAUCUGGCCCAGCGAGGUGCCCGGGUCAUCCUGGCGUGUCGCAACAAGGAGAAAGCCGAGGCCGCUGCGUUUGACAUCCGCAGAACGGGGAACAGCCAGGUGGUGUUCAUGCACUUGGACCUGGCGAGUUUAAAGUCAGUCCGCUGCUUCGCUGAAACCUUCCUGAACUCUGAACCCAGACUGGACGUCCUCGUCAACAAUGCAGGCGUGAUGGCGUCGGGCCACACCGACGACGGCUUCGGGAUGACUUUUGGCGUGAACCAUCUGGGUCACUUCCUCCUGACAAACCUCCUCCUGGAUCGACUGCGGCAGUGCGGCCGGAGCCGCGUGGUCACAGUAACGGCGCUGCUGCAUCACCUCGGCACGGUCGACUUCCCUCUGCUGGACGCCACAAAGGACCUGGUGUCAGGUCAGACCACCAGGGAUGUGUUCCGCGCCUACUGCAACAGCAAACUCUGCAACGUGCUGUUCACCCGGGAGCUCGCCAACCGGCUGGAGGGCAGCGGCGUCACCUGCUACAGCCUCCACCCAGGAGUCGUCUACACAGAGCUGUGUCGGAACAUCAGCUGGUGGCAGCGGCUUCUACUGACGCCUGUCGCCCGGCUCUUCUUCCUGGACCCUGAGGCGGGUUCGCAGACUGUCCUGCACUGUGUCCUGCAGCAAGGCAUCGAGCAUCUCAGUGGACGCUGUUUCUCAAACUGUACCUUGUUGGAGGUGGGCGCCAAAGGUCGUGACGAUGCUUUGGCCAAGAAACUGUGGGAAGUGAGUGAGAGGUUAACCGGAAUAUCGUAAAAUAAAAGUGUAAUGUCUGAAUUCACAUUGCCUGCUGUUGGAAGCUGCAGAAAAACACUCAAAUACGGCAGGGUGCAAAAGGCGUCGCGAGAGCAAGUCACUGAAAUAUGGCAAGGCAGAGGAGUCACACAGGCUCGUCACCGGAAACCGGCAGGGUUCAAAAGUCGUUGCGACCGCUAGUCAACGAAAAACGACAGGGGGUAAAAGGUGUCGGUCACCAAAAACAAGACUACGGGACAAAGGUGUGGAGUUUGUUCUUAGAAAAUCUUUCUGUAUUUACAGGUUUGAACAGAUGAGCAGGUACAGACAGAGUGCUUAUAUACAGAGCAGCACAAGAUGUUAAAAUGAGUGCUAAAACACGGUAUUUACAGCUGGACUACAGCUGAAAGUACAGACUAAGAACAUUUUUUAAUCACAAAACCUCUGUUGCUCUACACAGUAUCACAAAUUCCAUGAACUGUACAGUUAAAAACCAAAAAAUGGUAAAUCUACAUGAAAUCCAAUGUUUCUCCAACUGAGAGGCACUGAAUCAUAAUUUACAUAAUAUACAUAGUGUAUAAGCAUGUAUGUUCUCAUACAUAUAUAGCUACCUGUGGUGCAAAA